AUGAGUUGGAUGGACUCGUGGUCGCGGCCCUCUAAAUGGCAAGCUACAUCCCCGCCGCUCUAUCUGCUUCCCGGCGGCGAAGCCACGCCUUACUGCAGGUCUUGUGGCAGGGUGAUUAGCCACCGCAAGUCUCACAACAAAGAAGCUACAAACACUCCCGCCAAAUACUGCUCGAGUCGCUGCCGCAACCAAAAGCCCGGAAAGCUCGACCGCCAGAUUGAAGAUAUCUUUGUCAAGUCUCUCAAUGGGGAGGAGGAUUCGCUAGAUACGGAAGGUGGCGCUGCUGGGGUCAGACCAAAGGAGAAAGCAUCGAAGAAGAAGAAGGGCGAAUCUCGCAUCCUCGUCUCCUGCGACGCCGUCGAGAAGUCUGUUUUCGGAGAUCACUUCGAUCCGGAGAAAGUCUACGGCAGAAGGCGGAACAGGGCCCGGCGCGGAGCGCCUGAUGAUGAGGAAUGGAAAAGCGUAGACAUGCUCUCAGACGAGGAGCGUGCUACUGCCAGCGAUGCCAGCACUUCGGACACCCCGAUCGCUCCUGAAGCUAGUGCUGCAGGCGAGGCCGAAAAUGCGGAGGCCAUCACCACGGAUGGGGACGUGAUGGCGCGAUUGGCGGUCAGAAGCGGCACACGUAUCCGGCCAGCUCAAGGGGUCUCUGAGGUCAAUGGCAGCGUGGGUGGAGAGAAAGGAUGGGCCGAGCGGGUAGAUGAGACAGACGAGAUGCUAGAGAGAAGGAGGCAGGGACAAAAGCGAGCGCAUGAGAGGGAAAUGGUCAGGUGCGCUGCCAGGAGAGGUGUGGCGUUUGGUUUCGUGGUCAAACAGGCGGGCGGCGAUCAGACGGAGGCGAGGAGGAAGUGCGAGGCUGUGAUGCAUGGAAAGGUGGUGGAAUCGAGCUUCGCUAAGGGGGAUUGGAGCGUUAGGUGGAGAGAAUGA
This is a messenger RNA of Lasiodiplodia theobromae, 927 nucleotides long. RefSeq lists its product as uncharacterized. Bases 1 to 927 code for a protein of 308 amino acids. Lineage: Eukaryota; Fungi; Ascomycota; Dothideomycetes; Botryosphaeriales; Botryosphaeriaceae. The transcript has 2 exons. The record is from RefSeq and is a predicted model, not a curated record.